GCAGUAAAUAACGAACGGCAUUUUGUCAAAAACUACCAAAAAAAACGUUAAAAUUUGUGCAAUUCCACUUGAGGUGUGUGCAUUGGCGUAAUUUUCGUAAGUUGGUUAUAAAAUUCCUCGGGUCGGUGUAAAUCGUCGCCAAAGUGGCAACGUCCUCGGGGUCGUUCCUCGUUAUCGAAUCCUCCGGAGCGACGCAUGCGCUUGUCUUGUUUACAAGGAAAAGCCGCUCCGCAUUGCGUCUGCGACAUACGUCGUACGAUCGUCUGGGCGCCUCAUUGCCAGCCCCGACAAAGACAGUGCCAGUGGUGGCGUUCCGUGUCCAGACAGUGCCGCUUCAGACGUCUACAACACAUGACCGACCUCGUCAAGAUGGACGCGAGUCAGUGUUAGUGUCGGAGUGUCGUAAAAUGUGCGUUGAUGAUGUCGGGCAGUGAGGGUGGAGUGGUCCGCAGUGGCUACCUCAAAAAACUCAAAACCUCCCGCAAGAAGUUCUUCGUGCUGCGAGCCGAGACGGCGGACGCGUCCGCCAGGCUGGAGUACUACGACUCGGAGAGGAAGUUCAACAAUGGGCUGCCCCCGAAGCGGAGCAUCCCGCUGAAGAAUUGCUUCAAUAUCAACAAACGGCUGGACACCAAACAUAAACACGUCAUUGCGUUGUACACGAAGGACGACUGCUUCUGCGUCGUCUUGGACAACGACGACGACUUGGACAGCUGGUUGAAGGCGCUUUUGAAGCUCCAACACGGAGAAGAAGUCGUCGACGGGGAGACACCCAAGCCCACGUUCGAGCACGUGUGGCAAGUGACCGUACUUAAUCGAGGCCUCGGAAAUGCCGGCCUUACCGGAAAUUACCGCCUCUGUCUUACCGACAAGACUCUGAGUCUGAUCAAAAGAGACUGCGAAAAACCAACAAUCGAACUGAACCUUUCGAAUAUUCGAAGUUGCGGAAAUCUCCGCGAUUUUUUCUUCUUGGAGAUUGGUAGAUCAAGUACCUUGGGAGCCGGCGAAUUAUGGAUGCAAACGGAAGACAACAACAUUGCCCAAAAUGUGCAUUCGACCGUUUUUCAUGCCAUGUCUACCAACAGCAGCAGCAAGGACGAAUUGGGCCCGAAAAGCCGUAAUCGUUCCUCUUCGGCCACCGAAUCCUCCAAACCUAACAUGACGCGAAAAAUCCACAUCGCCCCCAAAUGUCAUAUAUUUCUACCACCAGAUGUGUUCCACACUAGUGACACUCAGGUCAUUCCCGCGGGCAGCUCCACGCAGCACCCUCUCGUGAGCGGUGUUGCCAGUUUUUAUCAACAUCUAAUCCAGAGAGGAGCCAAAGCUUCAGAACGUCGACAUUCAAUAUCAGCAGGUAGUCUAACCCAUUGUGGCGUCAUCAGCCAUCAGCGCACUCAAUCACUGCCUUUAGCGAAUCCCGCACCUCUUUCCGAUCACUCGCACUCACGAAAACGCCCCAAAUGUAUGAGCCGGGAACGUUGCGAUUCGAUGCCAUCCCGGGCACGAACCACAUCCGAGGGGAAUCACCGACACUUGAAUCCUUAUCGGCCGGCAUCGCUGUACGGUCGUGACAUUUCGCACAGUCCGCCAUUAGGCAGUCCGGUGAGUCCCCCGUGUUCCACCGAUUCGGCAGGAAGUUCGUACAGUUUGACCGACGAAACGGACGUUUGUACGGAAAUGGAACCAAGUUUGGGACGCUAUGGACACUCAUUGACCCCAGACGAGGCGAUUGCCGAGGAGGACUGUCCUGAUAGCCCCCCCUACAAUAAUUACAUUUCGAUGACGUUGCACAGCUCGGACGAUGGAUAUGUGGAUAUGUCGCCCAGGGGACGGCAUCAUAAUUCGCCGACGGCGAGUAUGAGUAGCGUCACUUCGGGGACUCCCUCAACGGACAUGCGCUUCGCGGAGUAUCCCCUUGAGAAGGUGACGUCGUACUUGGCCGACGAUGACGGACGGCCAGCUCGGGCAUAUUCGGUCGGUUCCAAACCGGAACGGUAUAAAAAAUACACGGAAAUGGGCGGAAACAGCGAUAAUUUACGGGCACGUGCGUUAAGUGUUGGGUCGAAAAAACCACCAGCUAGGGUUUUACCACCGCAUGGGUACCACCAUCCUGGUACCAAGUCGUCAAGUGCGCCCAUCUUAACCAAUUCCCGCGGUCAGGGCUCGUACAAUUCCAUCGGCCCAAUGGACGAUCUCAUGGAAAUGGAUUUCAGUCAUAACUCCGGUUACAUGGACAUGAAGCCGGUCAACUCCGGUUACGUGGAAAUGAAACCGGGCCGUAAACCGGAAACCUCACCUUACGUCGACAUGUCGUCCGGUUCUUCCCCGGCCAAACCGUCGUACAUUUCUCCCGCCGCCACCACGACCCAAACCGAAGUCUACAUGGAGAUGGACCCUCGAAAAAAUCACAGCGAGUAUUUAUCGAUGAGUUUUACUAAAAAACUCCCAAGUCCGGGGAGUCCCGGGACCCCCGAAGGCUACGUCGAGAUGUCGCUCGGGCGUGGCCACAACCCCAGCCAACUAACUGAAGACUACGCCAACAUGUCGCUGAACAACACGAAGAAGCGACCCAAUCGCAAGAAAGACAAGAACCGAUCGGAGCCAAUCAACAUCCAGGGCGGGCCCAACCCGCGCUCGCUCCUCCUCGCGCGCAAACACUCGACCGGGACUCCGCCCACGAUGUAUCUGCCGCUCGUCGAGGCCACGCCUCACGACUCGAAGGACAGUUCGAGUUCGAGUAUCAACACCCCUUCCAGUUCCUCGACCAUUUUUCCGAUUAGUCUGAACAGUCCGUCGAAGGCCACGCCCGACUAUAUACCGAUGGAUUUCGACAAAUCCGAUUACGUGAAUUACGACCCGAAGCCGGGAGUGGGGGAGUUUCGGCCAAUCAAUGAGAGUAACGACGACGAGGGGCGGGCUUACGAGGUUUUGAGGCCGAGUUCGAGCGAGUCGUGUUCGACGAUCGGGGGUUCUCGGCCGGCGUCGGUUAGUUCCGCGCAUAUGCAUUACGCGAGCUUGGAUUUGGAUGAGGGGGGGAAUCGGAGUCCGAGGACGGUGAAAGGGAGUGGGGGGGAGCAAGGGGAAGUGACGUUGACGUAUGCCGCCAUUGAUUUUGUCAAAAGUGAAGGGUUGAAGCACAAUGCGGUGGCGGCGACCAAUGCGAAAGUUAAACAUUGAAAAAGAGACUGAUUUUAGGUAAUUGUAGGGUUACCAUGGACUUGUCAUAUCCGGUUGACUUGCUUAUAUUAUUAUGUAUAUGUAUAAGAAUUAAACAAUUGUUGGAUGUUUCAUGUAGACGAGAUAGUGAAAUUUUGUUUUGGUUUUGUUUGUUUGAAACGGAAACGUGUCAUGUUUGGAUUUUUUGCAAAUUAUAGGAUAUUAGAGUAAUUUGUAAACAUAUCACCUCCCCUUAACGAGCUAGGAAAUCAGAGGAGGCGAUUGUGGCGACCUCUCUGUUUGUCUAUUCAAUGUAUACACAAUAAAUGUUACUAGAUCUCUGAAGAUUCAAGAAGUGUAAAUGAAGAUCAGCAUUCCAGAUCAUGGGGUACAAUCAUUAGUGAAUUAUUUCCCCAUCCGCGCGACUAGUGAAAAUUUUUAAAACUAGUAUCAUCACUAAAAAGAUAUUUUAUAUACUACUACAAUGAUGGUAAACCAAGUUAGUGUAAUUAUAUAUAUUUCUAUUUCACAUUCUUAAAGCAAUGUUAUGUAAUUGUACUAUAUUAUCUAAACCUGUUUGUAAUUAAAACAAGUAGUUAGAGAAGUGAGUUGUAAACAUUAUUCUUAUUGAGGCUCAAUUUAUAAUUCCUAUGUAGUCAUGAAAUGACAUAAUUUCUUUGUUUUUUAAUUUAUAUAAGUUGUAUAUUCUAAGUGUUAAUUUAUUUGUAUUUAUAUGCUUUGAUUUAUCCUGAAAUACCAAAACAUCAGAAUUGUUCCACUGUAAAACUGCCAUAACGUGAAAUUAGUGAAAUCUUUAUAUGCAACAGGUGCUAAGAAUAUACACGAACGAACUUUUAUUUAUUUCGAAUGACAGUGCCUUUACACAGUUUUUUAUUUGAAUUUUUUAAAAUUAGCAUUUUAUCUUUGUUGCUUUUAGCCAUAGAACAUUCUGCACUUUUCGAUUGAUUUUAUUUGUUUUUUACUACUUUUAAAUGAUUCAAGAGCCUUGACUUUUAUCAUAAAUAAAAAAAAUUAGAAAAUAUAUUAAGAAAAUGCUAUAUAAUCUUGAAAUAGCUUAUGCAAUUUAUGUAGUGAUGCAUGUAAAAAUUAUUAAUGUGAAAAAUAGGAAAUUUGCUAUAUGUAUAGAAAAUUUGGACAUUUUCAAAUACUCUGUAACCACCACCAGUUCAGAAUAUUUCUCUCAUUCAUAAAAAAAGGUAAUAAACGAAUAUUCUGGAUGGUGACUGUUUGAAAUCAUGUAAAGAAAUUUUUAGUCCUAUAAUUUGCGAAAUUUAUGUAAUAAUAACGUCAACCUGUUUCGAGCACUAAGACUAGUGUCUGUACACAAUAUUGGCUGCCUAUAUUUUUUUGUAAAUCGACAAAUAAAUUAUUUCAUUUAAA
Messenger RNA from Tribolium castaneum (red flour beetle), 4557 nucleotides. RefSeq names its product chico (gene chico). Gene Ontology annotation, molecular function: phosphatidylinositol 3-kinase binding; insulin receptor binding. The coding region runs from base 418 to 3177 and encodes 919 amino acids. The record is from RefSeq and is a predicted model, not a curated record. Lineage: Eukaryota; Metazoa; Arthropoda; Insecta; Coleoptera; Tenebrionidae. The transcript has 9 exons. Gene Ontology annotation, biological process: insulin receptor signaling pathway. Gene Ontology annotation, cellular component: plasma membrane; cytosol.